Molecule: messenger RNA, 1171 nt
Organism: Branchiostoma belcheri (Belcher's lancelet)
Lineage: Eukaryota; Metazoa; Chordata; Leptocardii; Amphioxiformes; Branchiostomatidae
Product: NADH-ubiquinone oxidoreductase subunit 8-like
Exons: 6
Coding region: 9-665 (218 amino acids)
Biological process (GO): mitochondrial respiratory chain complex I assembly; mitochondrial electron transport, NADH to ubiquinone
Cellular component (GO): membrane
Molecular function (GO): NADH dehydrogenase activity; 4 iron, 4 sulfur cluster binding
Source: RefSeq, a predicted model, not a curated record
AAUCCAUCAUGGCGCCCGUCGGGUUGUUGGCCAGUGUGUCAAAACCAGCGUGGAGACUAGGCUACGUCCUGAGGCCAGCGGCAGUCAGCUGUGUGCGAGGUGUGGCCCAGCUGGAGAAUGUGGGGAAAGGAACCUUCAAAUUAGUGAACCCUCCUGAGAAGGAAGACAAGACCUUGAGGGAGAUCACAGACAAGGCAGCGACGACGCUGUUCCUCACCGAACUCAUCCGAGGGCUCUCCAUGGCGAUCAGCUACAUGUUCCGUGAGCCGGCCACGAUUAACUACCCGUUCGAGAAGGGUCCUCUGAGCCCGCGGUUCCGCGGCGAGCACGCCCUGCGCAGGUACCCGUCCGGGGAGGAACGCUGUAUCGCCUGUAAGCUGUGUGAGGCCAUCUGUCCUGCACAGGCCAUCACGAUUGAAGCAGAGCCUCGGGCUGACGGCAGCCGCCGAACCACCCGGUACGACAUCGACAUGACCAAGUGCAUUUACUGCGGGUUCUGCCAGGAGGCGUGUCCUGUGGACGCUAUUGUAGAGGGUCCGAACUUUGAGUUUUCGACGGAGACACACGAAGAGCUGCUGUACAACAAGGAGAAACUACUGAACAACGGAGACAAGUGGGAGGCAGAGAUCGCCGCUAACCUACAGGCUGACUUCCUCUAUAGAUAAACACACAACUUCACGUCUGAACACACCACAUCCUAUAAACUCUUAUGUAACUCACUGUCAUGUCGCAGUGUGUCCAAUGCUCACCAUAAACAUAACAUUCUUGCAGCUAUGUUUGAAACAUAAAGUAGACCUAAGAAUCGAAAUCCAGAAUUCUAGAAUUAUAUUAUACGUGUUGUGGCUUUCAGUUGGUCUUCUUUGGGAUACGUAUGCUCAAUUAAGAUUGCUUUGUGUACAAAUUUGCCUGUCUUACUUUACAAGAAGCAUUUCAGUGACUUGAAGUACUGAUUAGAAAGAAUCAAAGGAAUGUACAUGAACAUGUAUAUACAGCUGGCCUAGACAGUAUCCUAUUGGAUACAGUAUCUAACCAAGAAUCUGCUUGGAGAUUGGGCCACACUUGGAAAUGAGUUAACUUUCUGGAUGGGUCUUGUUUAUCUAGUCUACAGGAAUGAAGUGUAUUGCUCAUGUACUGGUCAUAUUCUUAAGAAUUAAACCUUGUGUGAGGGAAA